GGUAUUACGAAACCAGCUAUCCGUCGUCUCGCACGUCGUGGUGGUGUAAAGCGUAUCUCAGGGCUCAUCUACGAAGAAACUCGAGGAGUGCUCAAAGUUUUCCUUGAAAAUGUAAUCCGAGAUGCCGUGACCUACACAGAACAUGCUAAACGCAAGACGGUAACCUCCCUCGAUGUUGGCUACGAAACGAGGUAA
Molecule: messenger RNA, 195 nt
Organism: Acaulospora colombiana
Lineage: Eukaryota; Fungi; Glomeromycota; Glomeromycetes; Diversisporales; Acaulosporaceae
Source: the annotation of a GenBank genome assembly